Molecule: messenger RNA, 1806 nt
Organism: Octopus bimaculoides (California two-spot octopus)
Lineage: Eukaryota; Metazoa; Mollusca; Cephalopoda; Octopoda; Octopodidae
Product: monocarboxylate transporter 9
Biological process (GO): monocarboxylic acid transport; transmembrane transport
Molecular function (GO): monocarboxylic acid transmembrane transporter activity
Source: RefSeq, a predicted model, not a curated record
GGGUGACAGUAAGGUAUGGAGGGAGACAAAGUGCAAUGAGAUCAAACCACGUGAUUUCGAAAGGAGUCCUACGUGUGUUAGAAUAAUUAUGCAUAUACUAGCAUUUGUAAACCCACGAUUAACUAACACUAUAACUUUAAAAACCUUAGAUACGCUUCUGCCAAAAGAUUGAUCUAGUCCAUGUCUAGCCUAAUAACGCCACCUGAUAUAGGUAAAUGUUAAGAAGAACAAUAAUAUUGAAAUAACAGUUUAUGGUGGAGAGAUCGGUCAGAUUCUUCGAGAAAAAACGAGAACACAGCUAAUGAAUAUUUAUAAAGGAAAAUAAUUAUUUAAAAGUGUGAUAUAUUUUCAGUGCAAGCGUCACGAACUUCUCAACAUAACUUCUGCUCUUCUUCUAAAUUAUAAGUAAAUUUGUUCCAAACAUGCCCUUUAACUUCGAAAAACGCAACAAAGUUGUCAAAGACAUGAAAUAUUACCAGAAAAAACAAGUGGUACCAGAUGGGGGUUGGGGAUGGGUGGUAUGCUUCGCUGCAGCUUGUACGAAUUUUACGGUAACUGGAUUGGCAACGUCUUCGGGAAUAUUCCUUAUUGGCCUCAGAAGAAUCUUUGAUGACCCAGUAUGGAAGUUGGCGCUAGUUGGAGCCCUGCUUGACGGACUUAGCAUGCUUGCAGCUCCAGUUGGCAGUGUGUUGUUGGUUUACGUUAGCCACCGAACAGUGAUGAUAUUAGCAGCUAUUCUUGGUUUCAUAGGCGCCAUCUUGGGUGCCUUUUCCACAACUAUUGAGAUGAUGAUAGCAACAUACGGUAUUAUGACAGGUGUAUCUCUUGGAAUGUCUUUUUUCACCUGCCAGAUUAUCACAGGACUCUACUUUGAUAAGAGACGGGCAUUGGCAAUAGGAAUAAACAAUUGCGGUGGAGGAUUAGGCACAAUGUUGGUAAACUUGUUUUAUGAGUUUUUUAUUGAAAUUUAUGGACUUAGGGGCACCUUGCUUCUUGUAGCAGGGUUGCUUCUGAAUGUUGCCGUUUAUGGAGCACUUUGCCGACCUUUGCCCUAUAUCUACACAGAUGCUAAGGAGAAGGCAUGUAUAGCAGAGUCCUCCACCAGCAGAUAAAAGUGGCAUCAAAGAUGAAACCAUUAUAAACAAGCAGAGACUACAUAGAAAUUCAGUAGUGGAACGCCGAUCAAUUUCAAUUGGAGCUAAGAAUUUUAGAAAUAUCGACUUUGUGCUGCUCACGAUGGCCUACGUUGGUUGGGUGUGUUCUUCGGCCUUGUGCACCUUUAUACCACCCCUAUGUGUUUGGUCAUUUGGAAUGAGCCAAAAGACGUCUGCAGUCCUCAUGAUUAUUCUGGGAUUUUGUACAACUAUUGGUGAACUGUUACUCGGAGUAUUUGUUGAUGUGUUUCACUUUAGCAGCAAGAAGGUCUUCAUGUUCUCAUUGUUCCUUGUCACAAUUACCUCAGCAAUGAUGCCUUUCUGUAACCACUUUAUACUCAUGGCUUGCGUAACAAGUAUUUUUGGCUUUGCGAUUGGUUUAGGAGUAUCUCUCAGACUGGUCCUCACAACAGACGUAGCUGGUUUAGAAGCGUCCACAAAAGCAUUCAGUAUUCUAAGUGUGUUCUGUGGAAUUGGCUAUUUCGCUUCCCCUCCUACGUUUGGACUGAUUUUUGACGUCACAAAAUCAUUUGUCAUGGUUUUUUAUUUAGGUGGAGCAUGCGCGUUUACUUCAUUAAUCUUAAUGAUUUUAAUUUGCUUUCGCGGUGCAUGUAAAAAACGUCUGCAGAAAUAAACACUGUUCUCUAAUUUU